AAGAAACUGAGAGAGACCAACAGCAUUGAGAGACAAUGGACAUCACUUCACUCUGCCUGGUUCUUGCCUCUCUGAGCAUCAGUCCCAACAGACUUCAGUUCUUCACGUACGACACCAUCAAGCUGAGUUGUGAUGUUUCCGGGAACUCCACCGGCUGGACGGUAAGGAGGAACACGACUUCUCAGACUCAUGUGCCGUGCAAGAAACCCUGGGGGAUCCCAAAUGGGCCCUCCUGCACCAUUGAAGACGCCUAUGCAAAGGACUCAGGGCUGUACUGGUGCGAGUCCAGAGACGUGGGCUGCAGCAAUGCCGUCAACAUCACUGUGACGGAUGGUGUUGUGAUCCUGGAGAGCCCUGCACUUCCUGUGUCGGAGGGAGACGACGUGACACUUCGCUGCUCCUACAAGAAAUUAGAAGAGUAUCAGGCCUCCUCUGACUUCAACGCAAGUCUGUACAAAGAUGGCAUCUCCAUUGGGUACAUGUCUGCAGGAAAGAUUACUCUCCGUGCGGUGUCCAAGUCUGACGAGGGCCUGUACUCAUGUGAACACCCCACAAAAGGAAAGUCACCAGAGAGCCGGCUGGCUGUGAGAGUUGCAGACAAACCAAGACAAGACAAGUCAGACAACCAAACGAGUGCCUCUCCUCCUCCUCCUCCUCCUCCUUCUCCCAUCAUGUCCACACCGAGGCUGGUGUGUACCGUCCUGCUGUUGACUCAGUACACGGUGCUCACCAUCGUGUGCGUAUACGUCCACGUACGCUGGGCUCAAGCUCAAGCUGAAAGGAAGAAAAAAAAACUUUCUGAUGAAGUUGUAGAAGAAUGAAAAAAGAGAAGAUUCAAGGUGCAACCCCAAGUACGCUUAUAUGCACACCAAUAUUCUGAUUAUUGGGACUAAUCAGUAGCCUAUAAAGCACAUUAGUGAUUAGUCCCGCCUCUCUGUUUGGAGGUAGGGUGAUCAGUGAAACCAC
Molecule: messenger RNA, 966 nt
Organism: Myripristis murdjan (pinecone soldierfish)
Lineage: Eukaryota; Metazoa; Chordata; Actinopteri; Holocentriformes; Holocentridae
Product: low affinity immunoglobulin gamma Fc region receptor III-like
Exons: 5
Coding region: 36-821 (261 amino acids)
Biological process (GO): immune response; cell surface receptor signaling pathway
Cellular component (GO): external side of plasma membrane
Molecular function (GO): transmembrane signaling receptor activity
Source: RefSeq, a predicted model, not a curated record